AUUUCUAUUUAGUUUCUGUGAGGCUGGCAGGCUUUCUACCCUAAUCAUUCGAGUAAUCCACAAAUAAGAGACGAAAGAGAAAACUGGGGGAAUGAUUGGGAGACCUAAACCAUCAACGCCAUCUCCUAAACGAUUCGGCGAUUCGAGAUCAGAUCGGUCUGGGUGGUGGAAACGAUGCCGUCUCACGCGGAUCUGGACCGUCAAAUCGAGCACCUGAUGGAGUGCAAGCCUCUGCCGGAGCAAGAGGUGAAGGCGCUGUGCGAUCAGGCGAGGGCGAUUCUUGUUGAGGAGUGGAACGUGCAACCGGUCAAGUGCCCCGUCACGGUUUGCGGCGAUAUUCACGGCCAGUUCUACGAUCUCAUCGAGUUGUUUCGGAUAGGAGGGAGCGCCCCUGAUACCAAUUACCUAUUUAUGGGUGAUUAUGUAGAUCGUGGGUACUAUUCAGUGGAGACUGUUUCACUUCUGGUGGCCUUGAAAGUCCGUUACAGAGAUAGAAUUACAUUAACCAGGGGAAAUCAUGAAAGCCGUCAAAUUACUCAAGUGUACGGCUUCUAUGAUGAGUGCUUGAGAAAAUACGGAAAUGCGAAUGUCUGGAAAUACUUUACUGACUUGUUUGAUUAUUUACCUCUGACUGCCCUUAUUGAGAGUCAGAUUUUCUGCUUGCAUGGAGGUCUCUCACCUUCGUUGGAUACACUGGAUAACAUCAGAGCAUUGGAUCGUAUACAGGAGGUUCCGCAUGAAGGACCGAUGUGUGAUCUCUUGUGGUCUGAUCCUGAUGAUCGGUGUGGGUGGGGAAUAUCUCCACGUGGUGCUGGAUACACAUUUGGACAGGAUAUAGCUGCUCAGUUCAAUCAUACCAAUGGUCUCUCUCUGAUAUCUAGAGCUCACCAGCUUGUUAUGGAAGGAUACAAUUGGUGCCAGGAGAAGAAUGUGGUGACUGUAUUUAGUGCUCCAAAUUACUGUUACCGAUGUGGGAAUAUGGCUGCCAUACUGGAAAUUGGAGAGAAUAUGGAUCAGAAUUUUCUUCAGUUUGAUCCUGCUCCCAGGCAAAUUGAGCCUGACACUACGCGCAAGACCCCAGAUUAUUUUUUGUAACUUCAUAUAUAUGCCUAUGUGUAGUUACUGCUUUCUGCCGUUACUGUAGAUGUGUCUUCAAGGAAAAGGAGUUUCAUUGUUUUAAGAGGAGGGUGGUCAUCAACAUAAUUCUUUGUUUUUGGAGUUUAUCUAAUGCUGCUGCCUUAUUUGCACAAGAAACCAAUAGGAGAACUGACACAAGCAACUAAUUGGUGUUGUAUAUUUUUGAGAGGAGGAAGCGGCGAUAUAACAUGGUAUAUCUUGUUUUGUGAUUUUUUUCCCUUGAAUUAAAUCUCUAGUUAGAGAGCAGAUUUUGUGUCCUGACAAUGAUGUGCUGAGACUUUUGAACGGUGCUGGUGUUCUUUUUACAUUACUAUAUCUUGGUAAAUGUUAAGUUGGGGUGAUG
Messenger RNA from Lotus japonicus, 1480 nucleotides. Its product is annotated as serine/threonine-protein phosphatase PP2A catalytic subunit-like. Lineage: Eukaryota; Viridiplantae; Streptophyta; Magnoliopsida; Fabales; Fabaceae. The coding region runs from base 175 to 1095 and encodes 306 amino acids. The record is from RefSeq and is a predicted model, not a curated record. Gene Ontology annotation, biological process: mitotic cell cycle; peptidyl-serine dephosphorylation. Gene Ontology annotation, cellular component: cytosol. Gene Ontology annotation, molecular function: protein serine/threonine phosphatase activity. The transcript is spliced from 8 exons.